Clunio marinus is the source of this 710-nucleotide messenger RNA. The record is from the annotation of a GenBank genome assembly. Lineage: Eukaryota; Metazoa; Arthropoda; Insecta; Diptera; Chironomidae.
GUUUGUCGCAAUCUUUUGACCUGUUCAGAUCAUUUUUGAAUUAAGGCAAUUUGUGGGAAUAAAAUUAUCAAAAAAUUAUUAAAAAUGAAAUAUUUAACUGGUGUCAUUGGUCUUAUCAUCUGUCUAUCAGUUGUUGUUGAAAGUGUCGUAUUUACUGAUUGCGGUUCAAUAAAGGGAAAAUUUACUAAAGUAUCUGUAAGUAAUUGUGAUGAGACUAAACCGAAAUGUGUUCUAAAGCGUGGAACCAAUGCCACCGUCAAUAUUGACUUUCAAUUGAACAACGAAAUUGAAAAAGAGAUAAAAGUGAUUUGUCACGGAAAGGUUUCGGGUCUCGAUGUUCCAUUUAAACUUCCUAAUCCCGAUGCCUGCGUUAACUCUGGCUUAUCAUGUCCUUUAAAAAAGGGAAUCGUCUAUCAGUACACUGCAUCAUUUCCAAUUUUGAAAAUCUAUCCAAAGCUUGACGUUGAAGUGAGAUUUGAAUUGAGAAACAGUGAAGGGAAAGAUAUUAUUUGUGUUGUGAUUCCUUCAAAAAUACAAUGAAUGCAGCAAUAAAACAUACUCUGUGUGUAUGUUUGUGAAAUAAUGUCAGAAAUAAAGUGAUUUGAAUUUAAUUUGAAAAUUGUUGACAUAAUUUAUUUCAAAAAUUUUCCAUGGAUAUUUAUUAGUUUCACGAUUCUCGUAGAAGGAUGAAAGUUCAUGUAAAUGAUGAC